Molecule: messenger RNA, 3918 nt
Organism: Coniosporium apollinis CBS 100218
Lineage: Eukaryota; Fungi; Ascomycota; Dothideomycetes
Exons: 3
Coding region: 1-3918 (1305 amino acids)
Biological process (GO): nuclear division
Cellular component (GO): nucleus; cytoplasm
Molecular function (GO): mRNA binding
Source: RefSeq, a predicted model, not a curated record
AUGGACAGCGAGGCUUCUGCAACCACUUCCGCGCAGGCCGAGGGGGAGCUUCGUCCCGGCCAGCUCCUUGCGAAGCAGCAUGCUGAGGAGGAGGCCCGCCGCCAGGCGACUGUCGAAGACGUAGUUGACGAAGAAGACAUUGCCCACCCCCCACCAUCAGCUACCCCGAGAUCUGGAGAGCUUUCUGAGAAAGCUGCCGGGAAGAAGCCAGCGCAAGAGCUCAACACCCAGUCUGAAGAGGCCUUCCCAGCUCUGGGUGCCCCCAAGGCGCGUGCCGCCGCUGUUCCGUCGGCUUGGGGUGGAAAGUCCUCCAACGGGGUCAAUGGUGGCGCCAAUGGCCGUCCGGCAUCCAGCAACGUCUCCUCUCGCGCAUCCACGCCUGCGUCUGGGAUGAUGACGCCGGCUUCUACGGCAGCUUCGCAUACAGUGUCGCUCCCGGGUCGUCACACUGAAAGCAUCGAUUUUGCACCAUCGCAGCUCCAACCAAGGAUCCAGCUGAAGAAGCCUGUACAGGAUGUCCUUCGCGACAUCAAUAGGGGCUCCAAGGCCCGUGUGCAAAUGAAACAGGGCGCAGGUGGUCGGAUCAUAUUCGAGGGUCAAGGUCCUGUCGAGGCUGUCCGUCAAUCGCUCAAGGAGGUGGCUAAAGAGCUCGGUGCAAAGCAAAGCAUCAAAGUCACUAUACCAGCCUCGCUGCGCGGUCACAUCGUCGGCCGAGGCGGUUCCACCAUCCAAGGCAUCAUCAAGCGCACCGGUGCCAAGGUGCAGAUGCCGAGACAGGACGACCCUUCAGCACCGGCAGAUGAUGACGAGAGCGCUACGAUCGAUGUUCUCAUUGAGGGCGACGCUCUAUCCGCGGAAAUGGCUCGCCGAGAGGUUGAGGCGAUUGUCAAUGAACGCACAUCCACCGUGAACAUGCGCCUCAAGGAAAUUCCGGCCGAGCUGUACCCUUUCCUGGCUGGUGCUCAUAACUCCGACAUCAAGAAGUACGAGCCUGAAGGCGUCAACAUACAAAUACCGCAUUACCACACCUGGACUGAACAAGCGCCGAACGUUGUCGCGCGUGGCCAGCCGCUGGCCUUCCCUCCUCAAGCCAACCUCCCUAUCCUCAUCUCUGGCGAGCGUCAAGCUGCUCAAAAAGCGCGUGAGGAAAUCGAAGCGAAUGCGGAAAAGCUGAAGCGCGGAUACGUCAUCAACGAAGUACCAAACAUCGAGCGUGGUAGGCACCAGUUCGUCGUUGGUGAGCGGGGAGGAUCUCUCCAUGACUUCCUCGAGGAGACUGGUUGCUCCGUGAUCCUACCACCCAGUGGCGAUGACAGCGAGACUAUCUAUGUCAUCGGUCCGGAGGGAAGCAUAGAGGGCGCCAUCGCCAAGAUCGACGACAUCACAUCGCAGAUGUCGAUGGCCAACGUCGAUGUUGCUCGUCAACACGGGAACUCCCACGCUCAUGCACGCGACCUUAGCAGGUAUCUUAGGCAACGGCAGGCUAUCGAAGAGCUGGAGAAGAUGCACGACGCAAGCAUAGUGCUUCCGAGCUCUGCGGAUAGCACGAGUUCCUGGAAUAUCUACGCGCGGGAGAACAAGAAUGCUAUGCAAGCCCGCAAGGACGUCAUGGGCGUCAUCAGCGGCUUCCCCCCAAGUCGAUUCGCUAGCGUAGACGUCGAUCCGUUCUAUCACCAACGUCUGCAGCAGCAGCGGGCUGAGCAGAUUCGGCGCGAACACGGUGUACACGUCGUCUUCCCCGAAACGCAUGAGGACUCUCCUCAGCUUCUCCUGGUGUUCGAGCAGCCCGGCUCGCCUUCCGAAUUCGAACUUCCUCGGAAACAGCCAUCCGCAGCUGAGGUCAAGGAAUAUCAAGCAGCCCUGGAAGAGGUCCAGAAGGCCAUCCUCGCUGCCAUCAACGGCCAGGACCAGAUCGCCUCUCGUGACAUUGAAGCUCCGCCCAAGUUCCACGACAAGAUCCGCCGGUACGCCGACCGCGAACAACAGGCGAUUCCCGAUGAUGCUUUCCCGGUCGAACUUCUCUUCGGUGGUUCACGCGCGCAACGUGGGCAGCAACCCUCUGGAAAUGGCAUCUCGGUCCGCGGUCCCUCAUCUUCCGUUGACGACAUGGCCGAAAAGCUUCUUGCUUUCAUUCUUCAGGAAGAGCAGGAUGAACGCGAGCGAGGCUACACUAUGAGCUUCGAGUAUCCGCAGAAAUUCGCAAACUUCCUCAUUGGCAAGCGCGGCGAGAACAUCAGGAAGCUCCGGGAGGAGUUCGAUGUUGAGAUCCAAGUCCACGAUGGCAAGGUCGAUCUCAAAGGACCCCAGGCUAAAUGCGAGGCAGCCAAGAAGGAGAUUCUGACAAUGGCUAAGCGACUAGAGGACGAAGCCACUUACGUGUUGAAGAUCAAGCCGCAGUAUCAUCGCGAUCUUAUCGGCGCUCGUGGCAGCCAGGUAAACCGUUUGCAAGAUCGAUACAACGUGCGGGUCAACUUCCCUCGCUCAGGCCAGAACGAAGAUGCAGAAGCCGAGUCAGGCGGGUCGCAGAAGAACUUCCGGGCCCAGGCGGCGGAUGAGGUCAUCAUUAAGGGACCGAAGCGCGGCGCAGAUGAGGCACGGGAAGAGCUGCUCAACCUGCUUCAGUAUACCAUCGAUAACUCGCACUCGGCCACUGUUUCUGUUGCUCCCGAUCAGAUACCGUCGCUGAUUGGCCAAGGUGGCCGCGAGAUGGAGAACUUGCGCUUGACAACUGGCGCCCAGGUUGACGUCCCUAGUAGGGACCAGGUUGAUGCCUCUGGACGUGCUGAGAUCAAGAUUAGGGGCACGAAGAAAGCGGUUGAAGACGCCAAGAAGAUGCUCGAGGAGCGCGCCAAGGUAUUCGACAACACGGUUACUCGGACCAUUGAGAUCGACAAGAAGCACCAUAAGGCGCUCAUUGGUGGUGGCGGCUCCAACAUCCGCCAAAUUGUCGUCUCAGCCGGCGGCCCCGACGACCGCCGCGAGCUCGCCCGCAUGGUGCGCUUCCCCCGCCCCGAAAGCGCCGAAAACACCAUCCGCGUCGAGGGCCCUACUGCGGUGGUCGACAAGAUCGUCGCCGCGCUCCAAGACUCCGUCAACCAGCGCGAAAACUCCACGACGACUACCAUGGACGUCGCGCCCUCGAAGCACCGGCUCCUCAUCGGCCGCGGCGGCGAGAUCCGGCGCUCACUCGAAUCCCAAUUCAACGUCACCAUCGACGUGCCCAAGCAAUCCGCGACCGGCGCCGCACGCACCGCCGUCAAAGUGACCGGCCAGCCGCCCGAUGUCGAGAAGGCCGUCGAGCACAUCAGCCAGCUCGUCAAGGACCAGGAAGGCGAGAUGGUCAGUGUCCCGCGGAAAUACCACCACCUCGUCGCCGACAACGGCGCCUUUUUCCGCCGCCUCCGCAACGACUUCCGCGUCACCGUCGACCACAAUGGCCAGACGCCCCCCGCGCGUCCCGAGGCGCCACAGCAGCAAGGCCCACGCGGCCGCGUUGCCCAGGGAGGCGCGAUGCCGCUCAUCACGGACGAUGCUUCUGCAGCAGCGCCUGACACGCAUAGCUGGGAGCUCGUCGACGCAGCCGCCAGCCUCCCUGAUGAGGACGGUGAGAUCCCGUGGAUACUGCGCGGGAAUGCGGAGAACGUGGCCCGUGCCAGGGCGGCGCUGGAGCAGGCGCUCAAGGCUGCGCAGACGCCGAGCGUCACGGGGUAUCUGAUCCUGCCGGACCCGGGGCUGUAUCGGUUCGUGGUGGGCCAGGGAGGCAGCACGGUUAACGGGAUUAGGAAGCGCACGGGGACGAGAGUGCAGGUUCCGAAGGGCGGGAAGGGGGAUGAGGCGAUUGAGAUUGUGGGAGAGAAGAAAGGGGUGGAGGAGGCGAGGGAUUUGAUUUUGGAGGCGGUGAGGAACGGGAGUCGUUAG